GCAGAUUAGUGUCUGCAGUUUGCUGUGUUUGUUGUAAGAGAAAUCGUAGUCUUUCGUAGUUGUACACUUUACUUAGAAUUUGUAUCAAUAUGCCUGAAUUUUAUAAAGUAGAAAUCAAUAGAACAGAAUGGGAAGUCCCCGAAAGAUACCAAAUGCUGACACCAGUAGGUUCUGGAGCAUAUGGCCAAGUUUGUUCUGCUGUAGACAACAAGUAUGGAGCUAAAGUAGCAAUUAAAAAGUUAGCUCGCCCAUUUCAGUCAGCCGUCCAUGCCAAGCGAACAUAUCGGGAACUCCGUAUGUUGAAGCAUAUGAACCAUGAAAAUGUUAUUGGACUACUAGAUGUUUUUCACCCUUCCACUAGCCUAGCAGAUUUCAGUCAAGUGUAUCUAGUCACACAUCUGAUGGGAGCAGAUCUCAACAACAUCGUGAGGACGCAGAAGCUCUCCGACGACCACGUGCAGUUCCUCGUCUACCAGAUCCUUCGAGGCCUCAAGUACAUCCACUCGGCAGGAAUCAUUCACAGGGACCUGAAGCCGUCCAAUAUUGCGGUGAAUGAGGAUUGCGAGUUGAAGAUUCUGGAUUUUGGACUGGCUCGGCCGACCGAGAAUGAGAUGACCGGAUACGUAGCAACUCGGUGGUACAGAGCACCUGAGAUCAUGCUCAACUGGAUGCAUUAUAAUCAGACUGUGGACAUCUGGUCGGUCGGAUGUAUCAUGGCUGAGCUUUUGACCGGAAGGACCCUCUUCCCUGGGACGGAUCAUGUUGACCAUUUAACCAGAGUUCUAGUGCUGUGUGGUACGCCUCGCCCGGAUACGGUGGCUAAAAUAACCAGUGAGGAGGCCAGAAAUUAUAUCCAGUCGCUGCCUCCCCUUGCAAGGAAAGACUUCAACGUUGUGUUCCGAGGUGCUAAUCCUGAAGCUAUCGAUCUGCUGGAGAAGAUGCUGGAGUUGGACGCAGAGAAGCGCAUCACCGCAGAGCAGGCUCUGGCACACAAGUAUCUCGCGCAGUACGCAGACCCCAGUGACGAACCUAUCAGUCCGCCAUACGACCAGAGCUUUGAGGACAUGGAGUUACCCGUGGAGAAGUGGAAAGAACUAGUCUACCAAGAAGUAACAAAUUUCGUCCCUCAACAGCUUCCCGCGGCCGCUCAACCCGCUGAGACUUAAGAUCAGUCUCGUCUCCUUUGACCUGAACCGUCUUAGAUAACAAAUUUGUGAUAGCAGGAGAAUAUUACUUGUGUUGUCUGAUAGCUGUUUAAAACUUCUAGGAGUUUUUUUUUUAUUUAAUUUAAAUUAUUGUCAAAUUUUAUUCCAAGUAGGCCUAUUGGAAAACUAAUAACAAUUAACAAUGUUUGCAAUUGCAAACAAACUUUGAAUUUACCUGGUAGGCUGCUUUCAAAUUUUAUUUAACGUAGUUAAAUUUUACAUAGACCUUUUGUUUAUCAAUAAGGAAAUAUAAACAUUAAACUGACAAAUUUGUUUAAAAUAAACAGUUAUCAGACAUAAAACGGCGCAAAAUUCAACUGCAAGUGCUUUAAUAGUUAAGGAUUGAAAUAUAGGAUAACAAUAUGUAUAAUUAACACCACUAAAAUAUUUUUUUAUUUGAGAUUAACCAUUAACAAGCGAUAGAUUUAGAUUUAUUUUGAUCUAAUCCUUUUAGCAACCUUUAACGUUAGAAAAAAGGUUGUAUUUUUGUAGUACAAAUUAUUUUAACAGAGAUUUACUUGGUUGAUUUCUUAAUUUGCUUCUUCGGGAAGGAUUAGAGUUGUACUUUAUUUUAACACUAAUUUUAUUUAUAUAGUUGAAAUUUGUAAGAGUUUAAUCGUAAAUAAUUUUUUUUUUAAUAGUAUGUGUUUUACUAGCAUUAUUUGCAAAUGGCUGCUAAUGUACUUUGGCUUAGUCGGUGGAAUGAUAUUUUUAUUUUAAAUUCUAGCUAAGAAAAAAAUUGUAGCAUUAUUGUCGGUUGAGUACAUUAAUAUUUCUUAACAUGUAGCUGAUUAAAUUGGUCCAUUAUUAUUAUACCUAUAGUUAUGUGGUAUUUGUUAUUUUUUUCUUUCAUCUGAUGAAACUCUUUUUACUAAGUAAAUAAUUUUUUUUCCAAAAGUUCAAUCUUUCUGUGUCAAAUAAUGAUUACGUGAUACAUUAUGACUAAAUACCCAAUGGGAUGCUGUAAAUAUUGAUAUCUUUAAGGGUUUUACAAACUAUUUUAAUUUUUUUUUUGUAAAUUAUAAAAAAAAAUGUUGGUCUCUUAAUGAAAUUAUUUUAGUUCAUCGCCUGCUAUACAUACCUUCAAUAAUAUUCUGCAAGUCUAAAAGGUAAUGUUUUCCUAAAAAGAAAACUUGAAAUCUAAACUUCAAAUAGUAAACAAUUACUUAUAAGUUAUUUUCUAAAAUUGUAUGAAAUUUUAUAAAUCUUAAUUUUUUUCUAUUUACAAUUUAAUUUUUAUGUUUACAUACAAAUUUGUAUAAAACCUUAAAAAUUUGUUCUAAGUAGAGGGCGAGGGUUUAGAAAGAACUUGUCUUUAACCUAAAAUUUAGUUUAAUUGUGAAUUGACAUUUUAAGAUGGUCCAUUUUACACUAUUUUUUAGGCUCUUUUAAACGUACAUCCUAAAACAUAGUUUAAAACAUUAAUUUAUUUGUUAGGGAAUAAUUGUAUUUUGUGUUGUAAUUACCUAGAGUUUACUUACAUUUAAUUGAAAAUUUGUGUGUGUGGAAUUCAUCGAUGUCUAUAUCAGUUGUUGUUUUAGCUUUUUAGGCAAAUUUAAGUGUCUAUUGUGUCUAUUUAUAUUCAUCACUUUUAAAGUUCCUUUUCAAGAUCAAAAUGUUAUAAAUUUUCUCCUGCUCAUAUUCGGUUUGAUUUUAAAGGACGUGUUAGAUUAAGUAUAUUGCUCAUUUCAGUUCUCGACUUUCUUUAAGGAUUAACAUUUGUCUAGCAGUUUGAUUUGCUCAUUUAACCAUUCCACCAAAAUAUUUGGAUACCAAUAUUUCUAUAGUGUGGAUUAUAAUCAAUCAACUGUCCAAGCCAAGCUAUUUUGUAGCACUUCCAUGUCAAAAUGUUGAAAGACACAAAAGUUAAGUGAGAUUUUUCAGUGCAAUGCUCUAGUAUGGUUUUGUUAUUGUAAAUAAACGUAAUUAAAUAUUAUUGUUGUUAAUCAAA
Molecule: messenger RNA, 3156 nt
Organism: Macrosteles quadrilineatus (aster leafhopper)
Lineage: Eukaryota; Metazoa; Arthropoda; Insecta; Hemiptera; Cicadellidae
Product: mitogen-activated protein kinase p38b-like
Exons: 10
Coding region: 90-1166 (358 amino acids)
Biological process (GO): intracellular signal transduction; protein phosphorylation
Cellular component (GO): nucleus; cytoplasm
Molecular function (GO): ATP binding; MAP kinase activity
Source: RefSeq, a predicted model, not a curated record